Messenger RNA from Fusarium subglutinans, 1014 nucleotides. RefSeq lists its product as uncharacterized. NCBI's taxonomy places the organism in Eukaryota, Fungi, Ascomycota, Sordariomycetes, Hypocreales, Nectriaceae. The transcript is spliced from 2 exons. The record is from RefSeq and is a predicted model, not a curated record. The coding region runs from base 1 to 1014 and encodes 337 amino acids.
AUGGCUGCAAUGGCGGCUCCCCAUCAGCCAAGAUACAAUCUUGAGGAUCCCGGUUACGAGCCUCGCACUGCUCGUGACGCCCGCGAGGCAGCUCGUGCUGCGCGAAAUGGCCAGAGCCCGAGAUACAGACGCACUCAAUCGCCCGAGCAACUCGAUGACUUCCGCCCUCAGAGUGAAGAAUUCGAGAUGCGCUCACCCACCUCUGACGUGGCAUUGCAGAAUGCUAUGGUGGCACAAGCUCACCAGCAGCAACAGCGUGUUGUUCCCGUUGGUCAGCCUUCGCAGCGUAGGCAACCUCCAGGUCCAGGCCCAAACACCAACGCUCCUAGAGGCCCAGGUCCAGGUCCAGGCCCUCAGCAACCAAUGCCUCCCACUUACCCUGGCGAGGUGGACGGAGGUCCUCAGCAGCAGCAGCCCAAUGGGCCCAGAGAAAAUGGGCGGUACAGACGUCAAUCGCGCCGCGCUUCAGAGUCUGAACCCCGACCUCACGGAGAGUCACCUCCCCGAAAUGGACCAAACAUGCAGCAGAGCCGUGUUUCUCAAUCCAUGGCCUCAGACCAGCACCGGCAGCGCCGCGCGCCUUCACCAGACCGUCUGGCAGUCCCUGGCAAUGAUAUCAACCGUCUCAACAGCCCCUCCAUUCAAAAGAGCGUUCUUCUUCCUCUUGAGCAGAAGAUUCACGAGUAUGAUCAUCUCAUGAGCGAGGCCCAAGCCCAAAUGAACCAACUCGACGAUGAGAUCCGCGCUCUUCAAGAACGACGUCGCCAAGCCGAGGACCGCUUCAUCGAAGCCAAGUCCAAGCACGAUGACUAUUCUCGUCAACAUGAUCAGGUGGGCAAAGCUCUCCGCGGGGAACUCAUGCAGCAGCCCCCACCACCUGCGGUCCGUCCGCCCGUUCAGCGCAUGGAGAGCAUCGACAGUUUCGACCCUCGACCCGUCAGCGCGCAGAGCUCUUUUCAUCAGAAGCCUAAGAAAGGGGGCUUGCGCAUGUCUUUGUUCAACAGGAGCAACUGA